Molecule: messenger RNA, 501 nt
Organism: Aureobasidium melanogenum CBS 110374
Lineage: Eukaryota; Fungi; Ascomycota; Dothideomycetes; Dothideales; Saccotheciaceae
Product: E3 ubiquitin ligase SCF complex, Skp subunit
Exons: 3
Coding region: 1-501 (166 amino acids)
Biological process (GO): SCF-dependent proteasomal ubiquitin-dependent protein catabolic process; mitotic cell cycle
Cellular component (GO): nucleus; cytoplasm
Molecular function (GO): cullin family protein binding
Source: RefSeq, a predicted model, not a curated record
AUGGCUUCCACCGAUGAGCAGAAGAUCAUCCUCGUCAGUUCCGAUGGUGUCAACAUCCAGACUGACCGCAUCAUCGCCGAGCGUUCGAUGCUCAUCAAGAACAUGAUCGAAGAUCUUGGUACCCCCGGCGAGGAGCCCAUCCCCAUCAUGAACGUCUCCGAAGCUGUCCUCCGCAAGGUUCUCGAGUGGUGCGACCACCACAAGAAGGACCCUCCCCCGGAGAAGGAUGAGGACGCCGAGUCCCGCAAGAAGACUACCGACAUUGAGGAGUGGGACCAGAAGUUCAUGCAGGUCGACCAAGAGAUGCUCUUCGAGAUCAUCCUCGCCGCCAACUACAUGGACAUCAAGGCCCUCCUUGACGUCGGCUGCAAGACUGUCGCAAACAUGAUCAAGGGCAAGUCCCCCGAGGAGAUCCGCAAGACCUUCAACAUCCAGAACGACUUCACCCCCGAGGAGGAAGAGCAGAUCCGCCGCGAGAACGAGUGGGCCGAGGACCGCUAA